Messenger RNA from Salvia hispanica, 2406 nucleotides. The record is from RefSeq and is a predicted model, not a curated record. NCBI's taxonomy places the organism in Eukaryota, Viridiplantae, Streptophyta, Magnoliopsida, Lamiales, Lamiaceae.
AUGGCGGCUUAUGAAGCUGUGGUUUCUCUUAUGAAAAUCAUUGAUGAUAUUGAAACUCAUCCAUCCCCUCCUAUUUCUCUUGAUAAACAACAACUUGAAUCUCUCACCGAAAAACUUGUGUUUUUGCAGGAAUUUCUCGAGAGCUAUAACUCUCCUUUUGCAUGCAGCAACGAAGCAGAUCCACUGGAAAUGCGUAUUGUAGAUGCAGCUCAUGCGGCUGAAGAUGUGAUCGAGUCCUAUAUUGUUGACACAAUCCAGCUCUCUGGUGAUGAACAAGUCAGUUGCUUCCACUUCUAUCAAAAUAUGCAUAGAGUGAUAGAGGAAAUGGAAUUGAUCAAGAAAGAGGUUACUGUGAUAAUGAAGGACAAGGAAGUGGCUUCUGAUGGUGAUGGUGUUGGUUUAAGGAUCGAUCCCAUUGAGAAGAAGAACCAUGUCAUGGUAGGGUUUGACGACGUGUUGGUUGAGCUCCUGGAUAGGCUCGAGGGAGGACGUGCCGGACGCCAAGUCAUCCCUAUCGUAGGGAUGGGUGGCAUAGGUAAAACUACUCUUGCCAAAGGUGCGUUUGAACACCCGCUUAUUAAAGAGCGCUUUGAUAUUUGCGUGUGGGCUACCAUUUCGCAAGAUUAUAAUAUGGUAGAAACUCUUAGGCAAGUUCUCUCGAAAGCAAGAGGGGAGUUGAGCAAUGCGAGUGAAGAUGACUUGGGGGAAAUACUAUAUAAAUAUUUAGCGGGUAGGAGAUAUUUUGUUGUUAUGGAUGAUAUGUGGAGUAUAGAGGUAUGGGACAAGAUGAAGUUUUUCUUUCCUGAAAAUAAUAAUGGGAGUCGGAUAAUAGUAACAACUAGGAUGUCAAACUUGGCUUCAUGCUUGACUGAUUCCAAUAACCUAGUUAAGAUGAGAUUUCUAGACGAGGUUAGUAGUUGGACUUUGUUCUCCAACACUGUGUUUGGGGCACAAAGUUUUCCUACUAAACUCGAGAGUAUUGGAAAGAAAAUUGUGGAAAAGUGUAAUGGACUUCCUUUGGCUAUUAUUGUGGUAGGGGGUCUAAUGGCUAAAUCCGAACUUACACUAGGAUACUGGGACCACAUUGAGAAAAACUUUAGCUCAAUAGUGAAUUCGGAGAAUGGUGAUUAUUGCUUGAGAAUAUUGAAAUUGAGUUAUAAUCAUUUGCCUGUCUAUUUAAAGCCUUGUUUUCUGUAUAUGGGAGUGUUUGAGGAAGACCGUGCAAUUAGAGCUUCAACAAUCGUCAAGCUAUGGAUUUCUGAAGGAUUUCUUAAACCAGUAGACAAUAAAAGCUUAACAACUAUUGCCAAAGAGUACUUAAAGGAGCUAGUUGAUAGAAAUCUUAUUAUGGUAGUUCAUAACUUGGGGAUACUUGGGAAUUCAAAAUACUGCAAAAUUCAUGAUUUACUAAGAGAUCUAUCUUUGAAAGAAGCUCGAGAACAUAGGUUUUUUUAUGACUUGAAGGAACAUAGUCCUCCACGAGAAAAUAGCCAACAACGCUUUGUUAUUCCGAGAAGCACUUCAAAGGAAAAUAUCCUUGAAGCCUUUGAAUCUAUGUCACAUGUUCGUUCUUAUGUAUGUGUUGACAAUGAAAUCUCAGAAUUGCGAAAUUCUAGAUUGUUGAGGACACUAUAUGCAUAUGAUACAACAGACGGACAGAGAGGCUGCGCUUAUUCCCCGGAAAGUGUGUUUCAUUCGGUGAACUCACGAUACCUGGCUUUUAGAGCUAAUUGGGAGUGCGUGAUUCCUUCAAUCAAUCUGCUUUGGAAUCUACACACACUUAUCAUAAAUUGUAGUAAGGAUUUUUUCGCACCGGUUGAAAUUUGGAAGAUGCAUAACCUUAGACAUGUCGACUUCUUACAAGGGAAAUUGCAUCUCCCAGAUCCUCCGAGCAUCGACAAAGAUGUUACUAUCAUGGAGAAUCUAGAGAUGAUCAAGGGAGUGAAUAAUUUCAACUUGAGUGAAGAUGUUGUUAAAAGAAUCCGCAAUAUCAAGAAAUUGGAUAUGAAAUAUGAUGUGAAACUACUUGACAGAGUGAACUAUGUCAGCUAUCUUCAAUGUCUUAGUGAACUGGAAUCCUUGACGCUGUGGGUCCUCUCCUUCGACGAUGGGGAGUGUCUGUUGAAGAAGAUGAGCUUCCCGCGCUCCCUUAAGAAGUUGACUCUCUUUCUACCAAGUAAUUUUGAGUUGGAAGACAUUCUGCAAACGAUAGGUUCGUUACCGCUUCUUCGCCAGCUCUCGUUGUAUGGGGGUCGGUUUGGAACACGCGAGUGGGAAACAGUUGAAGGCCAAUUCCCGAGGCUCAAGUCACUAACGUUGUAUGGAUGCCGUGAUCUGGAAAACUGGACAAGAAUUGAAAGAGAUCCCUUUAGAAGUUGGAGAAAUAGCAACGCUCAGAUUGAUUGA